Schistosoma guineensis is the source of this 874-nucleotide messenger RNA. Lineage: Eukaryota; Metazoa; Platyhelminthes; Trematoda; Strigeidida; Schistosomatidae. The record is from the annotation of a GenBank genome assembly.
ACCAGAUAAUAUAUAUUAAAAUUCAUUCUAUUGAAUCAUUAUGUAAGUAAUUUAAUCAAGUCAUAGGCGGAACUAUAUUCCCACAUAACCUCAUACACAAAACCACAUGGACUUCACGGAUCACACCACGCAAAACCAAAUCGACCAUAUCUGCAUCAACAAAACGUUCAGGAGGACUACAGAGGACGUGAGAACCAAGAGAGGAGCUGAUAUAGCGUCAGAACAUCACUUGCUGACCACCAAGAUGAAAUCGAAACUCAAGAAGCACUGCACAACGUGGCAGACAAUAUCACAAAAGUUUAAUAUGGCUUUUCUCCGGGAUAUUGAUAAACUCAACAAAUUCAAGAUAGUCCUCAACAAUAAAGUCCAGGCCUUUCAUGAUCUACUCAAUGGAGAAGGAACUACUAUGGAGAGCAACUGGAAAGGGACAAAAGAACCAAUCACUUCAACAUGUCAUGAGGUUCUGGGCCACAAGAACCACUAUCACAAAGAAUGGACCACUGUUGAUACACUGCGUAAGAUUCAAGAAAGGAGGAACAAGAAAACAGCAAUCCAUACCAGUCGAACAAGAGCAGAAAAAACCAAGGCACAAGCUGAAUACACAGAAGUAAACAAACAAGUGAAAAGGAGCACUAGAACUGGCGAACGUAAAUAUGUGGAAGAUUUAGCAAUGACGGCGGAAAAGGCUGCAAGAGAAGGAAACAUGAAGCAACUGUAAGACACAACAAAGAAACUGUGUGGAAAUCACCGUAAACCAGAACGAUUAGUGAAAAGCAAAGAAGGCGAGGUAAUCACCAACAUUGAAGAGCAACAAAACAGGUGGGUAGAACACUUCAGAGAACUCUCAAAUCGACCAGCACCACUGAACCCACCC